This is a messenger RNA of Cimex lectularius (bed bug), 1889 nucleotides long. Its product is annotated as sodium-coupled monocarboxylate transporter 1-like. Gene Ontology annotation, biological process: sodium ion transport; transmembrane transport. The transcript is spliced from 13 exons. Bases 126 to 1844 code for a protein of 572 amino acids. The record is from RefSeq and is a predicted model, not a curated record. Gene Ontology annotation, molecular function: symporter activity. Gene Ontology annotation, cellular component: membrane. NCBI's taxonomy places the organism in Eukaryota, Metazoa, Arthropoda, Insecta, Hemiptera, Cimicidae.
UCUUCUUUUGUGAAUACCUCCUUGACUUGAUAUGUCAAUUAUGGUUAAAUUAUUACAUUUAAGCGCUUAAACUUUCAAGUGAAGUUGUUUGAUUGACUUUUUUGACGAAACAGAACCUUUAUGGAAUGGACGAACACAGAGAGGUGUACGAGUUCGACUGGAUCGAGUACACAGUCUUCGUGGUAAUGCUAUGUCUUUCAGCUUUCAUCGGGUUUUAUUACGGCUUUAUAAAAGGAGGCCAGGACACAGUCUCCGGCUAUUUGUUCGGAGGGAAGCAAAUGUCACUUUUCCCCAUCGCCAUGUCUCUUGUUUCUUCUUUCAUAUCCGGUAUAACGCUUUUGGGCGUACCUGCUGAAGUUUACGUCUACGGGACACAGUACAUGGUAGGGUCGACCGCCUUGAUCGGUGUCGGCAUCGUGACUGCUUACGUAUCCAUUCCAAUUUUCUACAAACUCCAACUACUUUCUUUGUACGAGUAUUUCGAGUUGCGGUUUAACACAAAAGUGAGGCUAGUUGUGUCAUUCCUGUUCAUCUUCUCUCACUUAUGCUACAUCCCUGUUGUUAUAUACACACCUGCUUUAGCGAUUAACCAGAUUUCUGGUAUCAACGUCCACAUCAUUACGCCUUUUCUCUGUUUGAUAUGCAUCUUCUAUACGACUGUGGGCGGGCUGAAAGCAGUCGUCUGGUCCGACACGCUCCAAGGAGGACUGAUGAUCUUCUCCAUAAUCGCUGUGGCAUGGACUGGAGCUUGGAAAAUGGGCGGUUUUGGAAAUGUUUUCAAAGCGGCGUACGAAGGAGGAAGGCUACAAGCGUUUAACUUUGAUCCAGACCCUACGUUGAGGUUAUCGUUUUGGUCUGCCUCUUUUGGAAUAUGGGUCUUUUGGGCGAGCAAUACCUCAUUCCAUCCUGCGUCUAUACAGCGGUUCAUCUCACUCCCUACGAUGAAGAUGGCCAAAUGGUCUGUGCUUUACACCGUACUCGGUACGCUUUUCUUCCUUAAUCUGAGCGGUUUGAUCGGCCUGGUGAUUUACGCUUAUUACAAAGACUGUGAUCCUUAUACGACUAAAGUUAUCAACAGGCCUGAUCAAAUACUGCCGUUGUUUGUCGUAGAAGUUGCUGGUAAGAUUAGAGGUCUGCCUGGGCUGUUCCUCUCUGGGGUGGUGUGCGCGGCGUUGAGCACGAUGUCGACCGGUUUGAACACGAUGGCCGGCACUGUGUACGAGGACUUCAUCGAGCCUUAUCUCAAGGUGAAAAUAACGGAAAAGAAAGCCAGCCAAAUCAUGAAACUCCUCGUCGUCGUAAUGGGCAGUGUCUGCGUCCUUUUGAUACUCGUCAUCGAGAAAUUGGGAGCGAUUUUGGAAAUUUCGGUUCGGUUCAGCGGCAUGACGUCAGGAACCACGUUGGGUCUUUUUCUCCUAGGAGCUUUCUUUCCGACCUCAAAUGCAAAAGGGGCGGCAUGGGGAGCUUUGGUAAGUUUGGUCGUCAUGACUUGGAUACUCGUCGGAUCAAAUUUGGCCAUGGCGAACGGCCUCAUCAGUAAUCCCGUACUUCCAACAAGUAUAGAAGGAUGUCCUUUCAACGUGACUGAUGUCGUGCCUGUAGCCCAGGCCGCGACAGACGCUUACGUCUUUCCAUUGUACAAAGUGUCGAUUUUCUACUACAGCUUUAUCGGUUGUACGGUUGUCAUGGUCGUGGGCCUUGUCGUCAGCUAUUUGACCGGACCGAAUAAAAUAGGAGACGUGAAUCGCAAACUUCUCUCGCCUCUCAUUUACGGACUGUUGCCGAAAGAAGUGGAAAAUGACUACAAGGGUGUACCGUUGAAACCAGUAAACGGUUAUGAUUGAAUCAAAUGUAUUUUAUAAUUUUGUAAAUAAAUUGUUGACACUGUU